Messenger RNA from Phyllostomus discolor (pale spear-nosed bat), 3000 nucleotides. RefSeq names its product leucine rich repeat containing 73 (gene LRRC73). The transcript is spliced from 6 exons. The record is from RefSeq and is a predicted model, not a curated record. NCBI's taxonomy places the organism in Eukaryota, Metazoa, Chordata, Mammalia, Chiroptera, Phyllostomidae. Bases 891 to 1841 code for a protein of 316 amino acids.
CGUGCCUAGGAUCCAAGCGCAGGCAAGAGGGUCUGGUCGUUAGGAAUGGGGAACAACCAGAAAAUGGGCAAGAGAACCCGGUCACCCGAGACACCUCCAUGUCUCGAGCCUCCAUUCCCUUCCCACCCCUGCCGAUCUCAGGUCUCAACCCUGAUACCUACUUUCUGCCUGUUCUGUACCUCACACUCGGGAAAAGGGCAUCCUCACCUCUCCUGAACCACCCAGUGCGCACAAGCUUGGUGGGCUCUUUCGGCUUGGCAAGGGAAGGGGCGGAGCAAGCUCCGGUGACGCGGCCGUUACCAUGGGAACUUGCCGCCCGCUCCGGCUCAGGAACCAAAGAUCCUGUGGCCGCCUGUCGCCCGCUGCCCGCCUGCCGGCUGCCCCUCUUGCCUGCUUUAGGCUCUCCUUGCGGGCGAGGUAAGAGAAGCCAGGCUAGAGGAAGGCAGGGAGCAGAUGCGGCCUCCGAGCUGGGACCAGUCUCACGCGUCUUAAGCCAAGGCCCCUUCACCGCUACCGCUGCCGCAAUCGCGAGGGACGAGUACAAGCGCGGAGCAGCUCCCGGCCGAUCAGGGAUCCCUUGUCCCGGCCGCCGGCCCAGACACAGACGGCACGGUCUGCCCCAGCAUCAGCACUGCGCGGUCUCAACUUCCCCGGCGACCUCAGCGCCUGCCCCAUCCCAGCCGGCUCCGUCUGGGCCCCAGCGCUCUUCGUGGCCGCCACCGCCACCUCUACCGCCGUCUGCGCCUCUGCUGCGCCUCUGCCGCCGCCUUUGCCCCCGUUCCGGCCGCGACCCCAGCCCAGGCCCGAUCUGAGCCCCAAACCCGCCCACUACCCUGCCAGCCUCGCCCGCGGCCCGGGCCCCGGCCCCGGAGGCCCAGCCGUAGGUAGGAAUGCUGCCCAGCUCCAUCCAGAUUUCAGGGGAGCCGCUGUCAGGCGCCGAGGUGCGGGACAUCUGCCGCGGCCUGCGCGACAACGCCGUGCGCCUACUCUCCCUACGCGGCUGCCGCCUCUGCGACCGCGACUUCGGCCGCAUCUGCCGGGCCCUGGCCGGGGCCACGUCCCUGGCGCAGCUCAACCUUAACCUGGGCGUCGUGUCCAGCCCCAGUCGCAUCAAGCAGCUGGCGGAGGCGCUGCGGACCAACCGCUCCAUCCAGUCCCUCUUCCUGCAUGGGAGCCCCCUGACAGAUGCUGGGCUGGCCUUGCUGAACCCAGCCCUGGCCCUCCACCCUGCCCUUGUGGCUCUGGACCUGGGGGACUGCAUGCUGGGUGAUGAAGCCAUCAACCUCAUCUGUGGCCUCCUCCCCCCAGAUGGGGCCAAGUCUGGUUUGAAGGAGCUAACGCUGAGUGCCAACCCUGGCAUCACCCCUAAGGGCUGGAGUCGCCUGGCCAUUGCUGUGGCCCACAGCUCACAGGUCCGCGUCCUCAAUUUGGACUACAACCCCCUGGGUGACCACGUGGCCGGGAUGCUGGCUGUAGCUGUGGCUUCCAGUCGAACCUUAGAGGUUCUAGAUUUGGAGAGCACAGGGCUCACCAACCAGUCAGCUCAGACCCUGCUGGACAUGGUAGAAAAUUAUCCCACAGCCUUGCGGAGCCUGGUGUUGGCUGAGAACAGCAUUAGCCCAGAGCUGCAGCAACAGAUCUGUGACCUCCUUUCUGAGGGGGAGGAGGAGGAGGAGGUGGCAGGAGGGCCUGGUGACACCCAGAAACAAGAGAGGGGGCGGGAGCCUGCUGCCCACCAGAGGGGAAGCAGCUCCUGGAUGUGCCCUACUGAUCCCAGCUCUCAGAUGGUGCUAAUGACAUCAGGACUAGGGGACAGCCUAUUAGCUGAGACUGAGAUGUGACUCUCCACUUGGGCUUCUGCAUAUCAUUACAUUUUCCCCAGGAUCAGGCCCUGGGGCUUGGGAGGGAGGGGUUGCCUGGGGCUCUGGCAGCUCAUGGCAGUGGGGUGGGAGGCUCUGGAAGCUGUGAAUUGCCUUGAACCCAAUGGUUCUGGACUUGUUGGCAGCUCUGGCUGCAGCCCGCUGGCUCGGAAGAGAUUUUAUCAACUCUACAACCUGUGUGGCUGUGGUCACUGGGGGGCUGGCGGUAGGGGAGGAAUUGGAACUACCAUUAGACACCACUAGGGGGCAGUGCCACCCCACAGCCAGAGCAUUCUCUGAUAGCCCCCAAAGGCCUCAGAAUGGUCUGGCGCAGGCCUGGGACUUCUAAGAACCUAGGGUUCUGAGGUGAUACCUUACACAAGCCCUAUAAAGAUAUAAUGAAGGUAAAGAGCUUACCUCCAGGGCUCAGCUGGACCAAACCCUACCUCAGGGGAGACUCGAAGUCCAGUCAAGGUUAUUUAAGGUGCAGCCCCUCCCAACUGCCUGAAGCUCUGGGCCCAGGGAAGGCCCAGGCAGGGUUGGGGCAAGGCAGAAUCACUAGCAAAGAGUAGGACGUCACAGGAACUGGGAAUACUCAAGAAUGGAGAAAAGAAUGGUCAUUAACAGACAAAUUAGUCCAUACCAGUAAAAUAGUUUUAUUUAAUUUUAAAAUAGUCAUCAAUGUGAAAAUUUCCCAAGGCUGGGAGUAACAGUCUAGAGCCAAGGUUGGGAGGGGGGCCAGGCCUCACCUGGAGCCCAGCCUGAGGCCCCGAGUCCCACCCCAUACUUGCUUCCAGAGGAAGAGACAGCUGAAGAGAGCCCUGAGUCAGCCCUCUCCCUCUCCCUGGAGGGCCUGCUGGGCCAGGCCCCCUGAAGGCAACAGCUUGUGCAGAGGGUUUGGGGAGGGGGGAAACAGAAAACAGAAAGGUUAAUUGAAAACAGAAAUUAGAGGUUACUAAUCCCAAAGACACCCCCUCCCCUCCCCACAAAACCCCCAAUGGCUAUGGAAGGAUGAUGGAGGACAAACACCAAUGUGAUGAACCCUCAGCUCCCCAGAAGCCCAACUGGGGCUGGACUGAUUUGAAGAAAGGUCUUGAGCCCAGCUGCAUGUUACCUUUGGAGAAUAAAUAUCUUAAGGGGG